Mesocricetus auratus (golden hamster) is the source of this 1178-nucleotide messenger RNA. It is a transcript of the gene Tex13b, whose product is annotated as testis expressed 13B. The transcript is spliced from 3 exons. Bases 1 to 1116 code for a protein of 371 amino acids. Lineage: Eukaryota; Metazoa; Chordata; Mammalia; Rodentia; Cricetidae. The record is from RefSeq and is a predicted model, not a curated record.
AUGAAUCCCGAGGAUCCUGCCAGUGGGUUCCGGCAUGACAAGGUGUUAAUGUUCAUCAAUGAGCAAAUGUCCAAGGACACAAUAGGCCCCCAGUUCUACCUUGAGAACUUGUCCCUGUCCUGGGAGGAGGUGGAAGAAAAGCUCAGAAUCCUCCUGGAGGAUAGCGAGAUGCCUAGGCAGGUUCAGGAAGCCUGUGCCUGGGCCAGCCUGGCCUUGGGUGUUCGAUUUGCUUGGAGGCAAGUCCACUUGCAGGGGCGCCGAGUGCAGUGGCUGCACGACUUCGCCUGCCUGCACAGGUCAGCGGCACAUGCCUUGGCAUCAGACCUGAAGAAACUCACAGAGCAGCAAGAGAUGGAACGCAAGGAGGUGGCCUUCCAGCUGCAGCUGGCCCACACCAAACUGGCAGAGGUGCAGAGAGAGCGGGACCUGAUGAGACUGAAGCUACUACAUGCAGAGCUGAGGGCCUUUCCAGCUGCAGACAUGCCAGUCGUGACUACAACUACAGCCCCUGCUACCGCUGGAGGGGCGGAGACAGAGACAAAACCUGCAGGAGGGGGAGAAGACGUGACAUCUAGUGAUAGUGCAGUGCAGGAACCAGAAAAGCAGAUGGAGGGGGCUACAGCCACGACUGCCCCUGGGGAGCUGGCAGGCACGGGACAGCUAGAAGGAAGCAUCCUGGAUCAUUUCGGAGCUGGGGAAGGGGAAGGCAAAUCUAUGGCAACCCCUAUAUGUUCUGAGUCUGAGACCUUAGAUCUCAGUUCCACAACCUCCCCGCAACCUGUCACUGUCCAACUCCCUGCCUCAUUCACAUACUCCUAUGAAAGCCCCUUUCCUGUCACACCCACCCCAUCACCGCCACCAAGCAUUCUUACGGAACCGCAGAUGCCUCCGUACUUCAUGGCCACUGAUAUGAAUAUGUCUGACACUGAGGGCCCAACAGUAUACCUCCAAGAACCCCCGAAAGAGAGCCAAGACAAUGGAGGCCAGCAGCAGAGCAAUAUGCCCCUUUCCAGGACUGGGAAUUGGGAUUGUCCUUGGUGUAAAACCGUGAAUUUUUCACAGAGGGAUAGCUGCUUCCACUGUGGGAGGCAAAUGUGGGUGACAAGCCCUCAGUGAGUUCAGAAAUGUGAUACAGAAAUUUCCCAUAGGGAAAUCAGUUUCAAAGGUGGGAGAAUGGG